This is a messenger RNA of Neurospora tetrasperma FGSC 2508, 882 nucleotides long. RefSeq lists its product as uncharacterized. Bases 1 to 882 code for a protein of 293 amino acids. Gene Ontology annotation, biological process: carbohydrate metabolic process. The transcript is spliced from 2 exons. The record is from RefSeq and is a predicted model, not a curated record. Gene Ontology annotation, cellular component: extracellular region. NCBI's taxonomy places the organism in Eukaryota, Fungi, Ascomycota, Sordariomycetes, Sordariales, Sordariaceae. Gene Ontology annotation, molecular function: cellulase activity; cellulose binding.
AUGCGCUCCUCCACUGUUCUGCAAACCGGGCUAGUGGCCGCUCUUCCCUUCGCCGUUCAUGCCGCUUCCGGAUCCGGCCAGUCCACCAGAUAUUGGGACUGCUGCAAACCAUCUUGCUCCUGGUCCGGCAAGGCUUCUGUCAACCGGCCCGUCCUCGCUUGCGACGCAAACAACAAUCCCCUGAGCGACGCCAGUGUCAAGUCUGGAUGUGAUGGCGGUUCCGCAUACACCUGUGCCAACAACUCGCCAUGGGCGGUAAACGACCAGCUCGCCUACGGCUUUGCUGCCACGAAACUCAGUGGUGGAACCGAGUCAUCUUGGUGCUGUGCCUGUUAUGCCCUUACCUUCACUUCGGGCCCUGUUGCUGGCAAGACCUUGGUCGUUCAGUCUACCAGUACCGGCGGUGAUCUCGGCUCUAACCACUUUGAUAUCAACAUGCCCGGCGGCGGCGUCGGCCUGUUUGAUGGAUGUACACGACAGUUCGGCGGUCUUCCCGGCGCUCAAUAUGGCGGCAUCAGCUCCCGCAGCCAGUGCGAUUCAUUCCCUGCCGCGCUCAAGCCCGGUUGCCAGUGGCGCUUCGACUGGUUCCAGAACGCCGACAACCCCAACUUCACCUUCAAGCAGGUCCAAUGCCCAUCCGAGCUCACCUCCCGCACCGGCUGCAAGCGGAACGAUGACUCCCAAUUCCCUGUCUUCACUGCGCCCUCUGGUGGAGGCACCAACCCCUCUACUCCGACAACCCCUCCCUCUUCAGGCGGCGGUUCCGGAUGUACGGCGGAUAAAUACGCUCAGUGUGGCGGCUCGGGGUGGUCUGGCUGUACCAACUGCCCGUCUGGAUCGACCUGCAAGACUAUCAACGAUUAUUACCACCAGUGUGCCUGA